ACCGUAUUUGUUUUGCCUACUAUUUCCCUCCUUUUCUGUUCUGAGACGACUUGCUUAUUACGAUCUGAACAUCUUUGACAACGAUCGAUAUACAGACAUUGCGCCGUGUAUUUCCGCAUCAUUGCGCCCCGCACGAGGAUUCUAAAUCGCCCUAGUUGCGUCCGCGGUUCUGUACCAUAUAGAUCUCCGUCACGACACGGCGAAGAAUAGCCGCCUUAAAAGUGCUUGCGAUACGUUUCUUUCCAUGAAUCUUUCCAUCCAGUUAUAUAAUCCAUCAUGUUUUGGCGCUUUGGUGGAUAUGCAAGUAUCUCCUCGAUCGAUACCCUUCUUGACAAGUCCGAUGUCAGCCUGGAAGAGUUACUGGAUGAGUCGGAAUUGAUCCAGGAGCUUAAACAACAUAAUACGAAGCUCAUAGAAUAUUUACGAGAUGAUAAUGUCUUGAAACGCCUUAUGGACCAUGUGAUCGCCCCUAGCCUAGUGAACGAAGAUGAUGAUGAGGAUGAUAUCAAUGACACUAAUGGGAGUAAGGAUGCUACCGCGGCGGAGAAGCGCGCGGACCCGCUGAAGGAUAUUUUAGACCCUGAAGACUUAGACAGGGCGGAAAAAGAACGCCUCAAGCGCGCCUACGUCGCGUGCGAGAUUCUCUCAGCUGAAGUAUGGUCGAUAUUAGACUCUAUCAUGCUUAACCGGGAUCAUCUCAAAGACUUUUGGGCUUUUCUAUGGAGAGCACCCCCUCUAGAUUCCCUCCAGGCGAGUUAUUUCACGAAAGUGAAUGAGACGCUUUUUGACAGGAAAACUAGCGAGAUGCUGGAUUUUCUCAAGUCUUUGGAAGGAAUUGUUCCGGCCUUCCUCCAGCAUAUCGAUAACCCCAUGGUUAUGGACCUGCUGCUGAAGAUCGUCAGUCUCGAAAAAGUAGAAGGGGGCCAAGGUACUGUCGAAUGGCUAAAAUCGCAAGACUUGAUACCUAAACUUCUUUCAUUCUUAUCAUCGGAUUGGUCGGCCGCAGUUCAGACUUCGGCUGGUGAUUUUCUCAAAGCGAUCAUCACCAUAUCUGCGAACGCAACACAGAACGAUCAAACCUGUAUUGGCCCUAACAGUCUGACACGUCAGUUAGUUUCCGGGCCUUGCGUGGAAAAUCUCAUUAAGGCUAUGUCACAAGGCGGUAACCCUUUAACUGUGGGCGUCGGUAUUGUCAUUGAGGUCAUCCGCAAGAACAACUCUGAUUAUGAUCCGCCGGAUGCUGUUAAUAGCCCUGAUUCGUUACCCAACACUUACGACCCUAUCUAUCUCGGAAACCUUCUUCGGCUUUUCGCCAAGCAUAUUCCCGACUUUAUGAAUUUAAUCAAGAGCACGAAGCAUACUGUUGAGGACGGAGGGAAAGUGAAGAGUGUAGAUAGGGGCAAAUUAAGCUCAGCUUGGGGUGCCAAAAUUGAACCAUUGGGUUUCGACAGAUUCAAGACCUGUGAAUUGAUGGCUGAGCUGUUACAUUGCAGUAAUAUGGCUCUCUUGAAUCAAUCCGGAAGCGAGGAGUAUGUGCAACAGCGGGAUGCUGAACGCGAGAGGUUGGUGCGAGAGGGCGCUUUUAACCCAAACAGAGAAGAGACUUCCGUAUUUGAUGGCAAUGACUCUACGGUGGAUUUUGUCAAUGGUUCAAUGGUUGGUUAUGGUUCUCCGGAGGACUCCAGGGUUCUUGAAGUUGCGAAUACAGGCGAGGAUGGAUUUGAAGACGUUAGCUCAUCAGGUGUCCUUGUCGAUAAGGAGAAAGAUACUGCCGAAGCCAAAGACACCUUCGGUCAAGAAGCGCAACCCCAGCACACGCCGCAGGCCUCCACACCGAUAGAAGAACGGGGUUCGGAUGAAGCACCAAUACACGGAAGCGAGGAUCAGAAAAACGCAAGAAACGAUACGACCGCCCAAACACACACGCCUUCCUCAGAUCCAACGUCUCCUACUGCAUCGGGAAUAACUGAGCGGGUUAGAGAGGUGACUCUGGACACUAACCAGGGCCCGAACGACAACAAAUUAUCUACAGAAGUAAUGUUUGCGGAAUCACCAGUUGCUUUAGAUGGUGACCAAACACAGACAUCUACUCCAACGCCUUCUGUGCCCGAGGCGGUCCCUCCCCCUCUCUUUGCCUCAAAACAAGAGAAUCAGCAAAUAAGUUCCCAAGACCCUGACACUGCUGGACAGAUCGGUGAAGGCUCAGGGUCCACGGACUCUCCUGCGGAAGCUCGACGCACUGAGGGAGAAUCACAACAAUGCAUGCAUCCCGACAUUCAGCUUGACCCCAACGGUCAACCUGUUGUAGGUGACUAUCUCAAGGUUAUGUUCGUGGAGAACCGAGUUGUACCUACUAUUCUGGAUUUCUUCUUCCGAUUCCCGUGGAACAACUUCCUUCAUAAUGUUGUAUAUGAUGUCAUACAACAAGUGUUCAAUGGGCCUAUGGAACGUGGCUAUAAUCGGGUUUUGGCCGUUGAUGUCUUCGAGACUGGUCGGAUAACUCAGGAGAUUGUAGAGGGACAGAAACGGAGUGAUGAAACACAGCGGACCAAACAAAUUAGGCUUGGAUACAUGGGUCAUUUAACACUGAUCGCAGAGGAGGUUGUCAAGUUCAGUGAGCGACACCCGCCCGAGUUACUUUCUCCAACGGUCAUGGAGAACGUUUUGAACCCCGAGUGGAUAGACUAUGUCGAGCAAACUCUUUCCGAGACUAGAGAGCGCGAUAAUGCCAUACUUGGUGGGGUGCGCCCAGACAUGUCUAUCGGACACCGCCAGGGUAUGCUUAACUCCGGCCAAAGUAUGACUGGCUCGUCGGCUCUUGCAGAGGCUGGGUUGAAUGGAGCGGCUGGAGGAUCCGGUUUUCAGGGCUUUGAUAUGAUGAACCAAGGAAGUGUCUCUGGAGGGGCUUUCGGUCUCAGCGGCGGAGGCAGUACUCUCCUGAGCGGAUUUGCAAGCUCAAGCGAUGACGACGAGGAUGAAGACAUGGAGGAUCAAGAUGACAGGAACCUUGCUGAUCAAUCCGCAGAAGGCAGUUCUGAAAAUGCAUCCGCUUAUUCCACGAGCCAGCCUAUUCCGAUUCUUCCUCCGCCUCCAGCUCCUCUAAGUCUCGGUCCGUCUCGGGCACGUCGGCAGUUAGCUGCGCGGCUUGCCCUUCAGAAGCAGCAGGCGGCUGAAAACGCAGGAGACAAUGGCGAGAAAAGGGCAGAGACGAACGCGCAUGAGAGUUCUCAGUGGCCUUCCAAUCCGUUUGUGGUUGCUGGUGUAGAUGAUGAUGGCGAUGGUGGAAGCUCCCCUUCCAAUGCUUUUCCGUCCUCGGAUUUCCCAUCAGCAAACAAGGACCAGCCUUUCUCGUCACCUACAUUUCCAGAAUCAGGUUUCAGCCCUCCUGACUCCUUUUCAACCAAUUCCUCGGAGGACGACGGUGAAGGUAGAAGUGAGGGGUUGAGACGCAAAGAGCGCAUCCCCCUCGAAGUUGAUGAUGACGACGACAUGGGCGAGAUGGUGGGGCCAUCGGUUGGGUCAGACAUGAUGGACACCGACGAAGAAGACGAAGCUAUUAUGAACGAAUCAUUAGGCUAUCCUGAUCUUGGACCUGGACGAUAUAAGAGCUUCCGAAGAUCACGCUUCGGGGUAUCCCCUUUCGGUGACGAUGACGACCAAAAUGACAGCAGUGACGGUGAAGAUGAUGGACUGGUCGAGAUCCUGGCCCCAGGAAAGAAGCCUUGAAUGGCUGUGUCAAUACGACGAAAUCAAAUCCU
This is a messenger RNA of Aspergillus alliaceus, 3758 nucleotides long. RefSeq names its product SAPS family protein. Gene Ontology annotation, molecular function: protein phosphatase regulator activity; protein phosphatase binding. The transcript has 4 exons. Bases 277 to 3726 code for a protein of 1149 amino acids. Lineage: Eukaryota; Fungi; Ascomycota; Eurotiomycetes; Eurotiales; Aspergillaceae. Gene Ontology annotation, cellular component: nucleus; cytosol. The record is from RefSeq and is a predicted model, not a curated record.